CUAGAGGUGGCGGCAGCGGCGGCGGUGACGGCGACGCGUCCCAGCCGGACUGAGUUUCCACUGUCUCCAGCAGCCUGGAAUGGGUAAUGGUGUGAAGGAAGGUGCUGUGCGAUUGCGUGAGGAUGCCGAGGCCAUCCUGCCCUCACCUGUCUCUCCAAAGAGCGAUCACAGGCAAGUUCUCAGCUCCCUCUUGUCUGGGGCCCUGGCUGGCGCUCUUGCCAAAACAGCAGUAGCUCCCUUGGACCGAACCAAAAUCAUUUUCCAAGUAUCUUCAAAAAGAUUUUCUGCCAAGGAGGCCUUCCGGCUGCUCUACUUCACCUACCUCCGAGAGGGCUUCCUCAGCCUGUGGCGUGGGAACUCGGCCACCAUGGUGCGUGUGGUGCCCUACGCUGCCAUCCAGUUCAGCGCACAUGAGGAGUACAAGCGAGUCUUGGGCCGCUACUAUGGCUUCCGUGGAGAAGCCCUGCCCCCUUGGCCUCGCCUCCUCGCAGGGGCACUCGCUGGAACUACAGCUGCUUCGCUUACCUACCCCUUGGACCUGGUCCGAGCCCGCAUGGCCGUGACCCCAAAGGAAAUGUACAGCAACAUCUUUCAUGUCUUCAUCCGCAUCUCUCGGGAAGAGGGGCUGAAGACCCUCUACCAUGGCUUCAUACCUACUGUGCUGGGGGUCAUCCCCUAUGCGGGGCUGAGCUUCUUCACUUACGAGACGCUCAAGAGCCUGCACAGAGAGUACAGCGGCCAUCGGCAGCCCUACCCCCUGGAGCGAAUGAUCUUCGGGGCCUGCGCUGGCCUCAUCGGGCAGUCAGCCUCAUACCCGCUGGACGUGGUGCGGAGGCGCAUGCAGACGGCCGGCGUCACAGGCCACCCACGCGCCUCCAUCGCCUGCACACUGCGUGCUAUAGUGCGGGAGGAGGGCGCGGUGCGUGGCCUCUACAAGGGCCUGAGCAUGAACUGGCUCAAGGGUCCCAUCGCCGUGGGCAUCAGCUUCACCACCUUCGACCUCAUGCAGAUCCUGCUGCGGCGCCUGCAGAGCUAGGGGCCCACGCACUUGGCCACUCUGGGGACAGGGAACUAAGCUCCAGCAUGCAGAAGACCUCAGACCCCUAAUGUUUUGGAGCCUGGGGAAUGAGGGGGUGCUUGGCCCUGUCCCAGGGCCAAGUGGAAACGCCUUGUGAAACAAGCAGGCAGGCCAGGGAGGGGAACCUGUGCUCAGCUCCUGUGGAUCCACGAGGAAACUCACAGGCCCUUGAAGUAUACAGUGUUGGGACUGGUGAGCCCGCAGCCUCUCUUCCAUCCUCUCUGGGGCUGGCUCUGCUCCCCAGAAGUGCCCCCUCUAACCGCCCUGAAGCAGGAGUGACCAGCGCCACCUCCUGGUGCUCUGUGACCUUGGACAUGCUCCCAGUUCUAGUGACCCUGUUCACACUAGGCUCAGAGCCAGGCUCCUCCUGCCCCGUGUUGGCCCACAUCUGUGCUCACUGCUAAGGGUGGAGGAGCCAGGGGUGUGGGACAGGCCUGGCCUCACCUGUUCACGAAGGGACCAGUCUCCUACUCAGUUGUGGCUACAA
Molecule: messenger RNA, 1565 nt
Organism: Molossus molossus (Pallas's mastiff bat)
Lineage: Eukaryota; Metazoa; Chordata; Mammalia; Chiroptera; Molossidae
Gene: SLC25A42
Product: solute carrier family 25 member 42
Exons: 8
Coding region: 80-1036 (318 amino acids)
Biological process (GO): transmembrane transport
Source: RefSeq, a predicted model, not a curated record